Messenger RNA from Knipowitschia caucasica, 300 nucleotides. The record is from the annotation of a GenBank genome assembly. Lineage: Eukaryota; Metazoa; Chordata; Actinopteri; Gobiiformes; Gobiidae.
AUGCGUCCUUCACCCCGUGCUCGUGCGUCCCCGUCUGCUUCGGGCUCUUCGCCUGGCUCUCUGAACGACCUGUUCGUUCCCCCCUCGCCUGUGCCCGACCGGUCCCGGAAGAGCGCGCGCCUGGCGUCCCAGGACGCUGGAUCCGUCCGCACCUUCCUCACGGCCCGUGGCGUCGUGCCAGGCCCGGAUGCUACCCCGCUGCAGCUCCACUGGGGCGGCUCGUGCGCGGAGCGCUUCAAUCUGCAACGGAUUCCUGUUGUCUCCGACCUCCCCUUCCAAGUGGGGUCUUUUGCACUAUAG